Messenger RNA from Nelumbo nucifera (sacred lotus), 1869 nucleotides. The record is from RefSeq and is a predicted model, not a curated record. Lineage: Eukaryota; Viridiplantae; Streptophyta; Magnoliopsida; Proteales; Nelumbonaceae.
ACGAAACUGACACGAAUAUGUUCUUGUAUCUUUUCUGGUUUUCAUGGUGGUUGAAUUCACGAACAGAGAUGCAAUUGGAUUCAUUGCUUUUACAGCAGACCAGCCUCUCAGGGUCUUCCCAGAGUCCCAGAUCCCCUUCUACACAGCCCUUCUUAUCAGUUUCUGUAACUGACCCUGCGAAAUUGGGGAAUGGCGUCCAAUCUUACAUCUCCUACCGAGUCAUCACCAGGGGCCUGUGGAUUCAAAAUCCAAUUAUGCCGUGUUCUUCGAUUAUCGCGUUCUGAACAAGUACUGGUGUUUGACGAAAACAUGAUUCUCUAUAAGACUAGCAAAACAUGAGCGAUUAGCCUGAACUUGUGUUUGCUAUAGAAUUUCUUUUAGAGAAUUUGGAGAUUUAAAGUCGAGAUAAAAGAGCCUGAAGUUUGAAAUUAAGAAAGUGAAGAAGAGAAUUAUCAGGUUGACAAGAGGCGUAAUCUGAGCAGGGUUGGACCCUCAAAACAGCUGGUCCUAUUCGAUUGAAUGAAACUUGGUUCUGGUGCAUACAUGUAUCCUAGCAGUUAACUUGCUUGUUGGAGCUUGAUGAAUAUCUAUGAACUAGAAGGCGCAUUAAUAUCAAGUACAAUUGUAUUGACAAAUUUGCCUGAAUAUCAAGGUCCAGAGAAGAUUGUCAUCCGGCGUUACAGUGAUUUUAUAUGGUUGCAUGACCGGCUUUUUGAGAAAUAUAAGGGCAUAUUUAUUCCUCCUCUUCCAGAGAAAAAUGCUGUAGAGAAAUUCCGCUUCAGUGCUGAGUUCAUUGAGAUGAGGCGUCAAGCACUGGAUAUAUUUGUGAACCGGAUUGCUUUGCAUCCACAGCUCCAGCAAAGUGAGGAUUUGAAGACCUUCUUGCAAGUAGAUGAAGAGACAAUGGAGAGAGCCAGAUCGCAAGAGACUGGUAUAUUUAAAAAGAAACCAGCUGAUUUUAUGCAAAUUUUCAAGGAUGUACAGUCUAAAGUAAGUGAUGCUGUUCUUGGAAAGGAAAAACCAGUAGAAGAAUCAAAUCCUGAAUAUGAGAAACUUAAAAAUUACAUCUUUGAGCUUGAAGAGGACUUGGCUGAGGCACAGAAACAUGCUUUUCGUCUAGUAAAGAGGCAUAAAGAACUAGGGCAAUCACUGUCGGACUUUGGGAAAGCAAUCAAACUUUUGGGUGCAUGUGAAGGAAAUUCUCUUGGAAAGGCAUUUUCUGAGCUUGGAUCAAAGUCAGAAAUGUUAUCUAUUAAGCUACAGAAGGAGGCUCACAACCUGUUAAUGAAGUUUGCGGAACCUUUAAAAGAUUAUGUUCGUGCAGUGCAGUCUAUUAAGGCCACAAUGGCAGAGAGAGCAACCGCCUUCAAGCAUCAAUAUGAACUGGCUGAAACAAUUAAACUGAAGGAGAUAAACCUUGAUAAGCUGAUGCUAAUACGAUCAGAUAAGGUUGGAGAGGCUGAGAUUGAAUAUAGGGAGUUGAAGGUUGAAGGCGAGGAGGCAACAAAAAAAUAUGAGAUGAUUGUGCAGCUAAUGAAUGAAGAAAUUGUACGUUUCCAAGAACAGAAAACAUGGGACGUGGGCGUUGCCUUCCAUGAACUUGCAAAGGGACAGGCGCAACUGGCAAAUGAGAUUGCGGAUGCUUGGCGUAGUCUCCUCCCUAAGCUAGAAGCUUGUUCUUCCGCUCAAACAUGAAUAUCCUGGGAAAUUUCCUUCAAGACUCCCCCCAAAGGUCCCUCUUUCUUUGUAAAGGCAGGGUUCCAUGAGUUUUUGUAAAUCUUCUAUGGGUUGUUGUAGAAAUGCUGGUUAUUGUUCUUUCUGUAACUUUUACCAAUUUCAAACAUAAUAAAGCUUUUGGUCCUUCCAUCU